This is a messenger RNA of Durusdinium trenchii, 3981 nucleotides long. The record is from the annotation of a GenBank genome assembly. Lineage: Eukaryota; Dinophyceae; Suessiales; Symbiodiniaceae.
AUGGCAGCGGUGGUGGCACGCUUGGCGCAGAUCACGGAGGAACAUCCCUAUCUGAAGCCCACCGGCACUGAGCCCACACCACACCAGCUCCUCUACUUCGUCCGCAGGUGUCGCGAGUACAUCAUUAUGCGGAACUCCCAAGAGGCGCUCAGCUGCAUCGAACGCAUCCAGCGCAGCUUAAAAUACGAGAUUGCACAAAUCCGGGAUGCCUUCCGGAGGUUUGAUCACGAUGGCUCCAACUACUUGGAUCAGAACGAGUACAAAUACCUUUGUGCCUAUUUAGGCUGGGGUGAAGAGGAAGCCCGGCUCAUGGAUUUGGACGCGGAUCAGAAGGUGACCUUCGAGGAGUUCCAGCUCUUCGUGGGACACAUGGGCGGUUUGGCGCAGCUCUUUGAGCAUCGGCGGCAAAGGGUGGCCAGCAAAAACUGGGGUGAGGAUGCGCCAGCUGUGGUGGAGGUUGGCGCUCGCAUUAGAGCCUUCUACUACACGCAGGACGGUAAGAAGUCGUCCACUUGGAGAGAGGCGCAAGUCCUGGAGCUCAAUGUCAUGCCGGAGAACGGCGUGAGGCUGCUCUUUGGUUUCGGAGAGGAGUCGGAUGGCAAGGCCGAACGUCAGGUGGUGCCUCCCAGCUGGAUCUUCUACGACUCCCGCGAUAGCGAGGUGGUGGCGGCACUGCGGGAGGUUGGGAUCCUGGAGGAGCAGCAAGCCUUUUGGGCUUCGAUCUUCCCACAAUCUGAGAUGCGUGCAGUGGCGUCCCUGGUGCCGUGCCAGCGCAAGGCCUUGGCGCAUGUGCGGGCCAAUGCAGCGAUGAACCACGAGAAGGCGCUACCAGAGGUGCGGGAGCGCUUUGCAGAGCUGGGCUACGGGGAAGAACAACUGCAGGCAGUGCUGGGCUGGAUUCAGGACCUGGCGCCGAUGUGCAUCCACGUGCACAUUGACAACGUGGGCCGGUUCCUUGAAACAGACGAAUUCUACCGCAACCAGUUCGAGACGGGAACUUCUUGUGGCGCCCUUGAUGAUGGCAACAUCAUCCGAAAGGGCUGGGAGAAGGAGCUCUUUGGGGGUUGCUAUGAUGACUCGAAGCCCUUCGAGCGUUGCAAGUACGGAGCCUUGAGCGUAAUGAACGACUAUAGAGGAGUCCUCAGUGCGUACCAAUAUGGAGACUCCUACUUGGUCUUGAAGGACGUCCGCUUGCGCACCACCUUUGCCGCCACCGACUCAGGGGGCAUUGCAGGAUCAAGACUGGCUGUGCUGGACAAGUACGCUCAUGUGCUCCAGGAGUACGAUGAUCGCGAACUUCGGGAGCUGGUCGAGGUGGCCUUGGCCAAUACCUCGCUCACCGACGUGGGCGUCUCUCAGCCCCGGCUGCUGCGUGGCAUGAGCUCCGACUGCGCCGCCGAGUGGAUCACGGUAGGCUUCCCAGACUUGCCGCAGAAGAAGGGCCGCUACUACUUCGAGGUGGAGCUGCUUCGUGGCUGCCGAUCGGCACAAGUGGGCUUCCUCUCCAACCAGUUUAUCAUCGCGCCCAAGACGGUGGGCUACAACGGGGGUGUGGGUGAUGAUGACUAUGGCUGGGGAGUGGAUGGACAGCACGCACUUCGAUGGCACGGUGGAAACAAGCUACCCUGGGACAGGUAUUGGUCGGUCUCGCAGAACGAUCCCAUGGAAUUGGAGAAGGACAUCACCGUGGGCGUGGCGAUCGACAUCGACUCGAGGAUGAUCUGGUUCGCCUCGAACGGCGAGUGGGAUGCGGAGAAGUCGCCCUCCUUUGGCCCAGAGACCAUCCCCAAAGGUCAGAUGCUCUAUCCUGCAGUGUCUUUGAAGGGUCGCGCCUCCUUCAACUUCGGCCCGGAGUUCAAACACCCUGCUCCCAAAUUCAAGGGUUUUGCAGCGUGGCCUGGCAUGCCCGAUGGCAAGGUGCGAGCCGAUGUGCCGAUCAUUGGGGAUGAGAAUAAUGUGGGCAUCUACAAGGAGAUUCAGAUCCAUGGAGAGGUGAGCCUCAAGAAGAACGUGCAACGGCUGGUGGCGAACCGGAAGUACUUGGAUCGCACCAAGGACUCUCGCAGCUGGGCGGUGAUCAUCGAUGGUCUUGGCGUGGCCGAGGGAACCUACGGCCGCACCGGUGCAGAGAAGGGCACCAGCGUCUUCUCGCAGAGGGGUGGCGAUCAUUUGCUGCUUUGUGACACUGCCAAGAAGAUCUGGAAGGUGGUGCACAAAGACAAACAUGAUGAGAUCCUUGCUUGGUCUGAAGCGGUGGCAAAUCAUCCACCGAUCCAUUCGCGCCAGGAAGGCCGCACCAUGGAUCCUCCCCGUUCGGGAUGGGAGGUGCCCUACGAGAGCCGAGGUUCUGUGACGCAGGAUAUCUUCAAGAAAGCCAUGAAGGACUGGGCUGGCUGGGCCUUCCCUGGGUCGGGUCAUUUGUGUGCUGGGUCGGGUCCAUGGUUGGACACCGCCAUGGAGAGUUGCCGUGUGGGUGGAGUGGGGGCCCCGGAAACAAAGCAUCAGAAUGGCUUCAUUGAGCAUCUUCAGUUGGCUUCGAAGGAGAUCGGUCUCAGCGAUGGGGAGUGCAAAGCGUUGAUCUCCGCCUUGGGAAAGAACUCCAAGGUGUAUCGCCACCAGGAGAAGACCAACUUUGUCAAGGAGACUGGAGAAGAAGAGAGAAAGUCACUGUUGUGUCCAGAGGAGUGGGCCAAAGUGAACAACGGCAAGACCGCAGAUGAGGCUUGGACUGCCUGUGUCAGUGCGGUGCAGCAAGGAAUGCUGAAGGAGCAUGGCAUCAACGAAGGUCGUGUGGUGGAGACAGAACAUCCCUACGCUGCCAAGAGUGCGCGCUGGAGCGAGACAGUGCGCUUCGAGAAUGCCAAGCAAUUGCAGGUCAGCUUCUCGAAUCGCUGUCGAACCUAUGACAGUUGCGCCUCCGUGAGUGUCCAUUCAGGCAGCCUCAGCAAGGCCAAUGCCGGAGUUGGCGCCCGAGUGCAGGUGCAGGCCAUGGCCAGCGACGCCUCGAUCCAUGGCACUCUCACGGGGCGCCUGGAGGGGCAGAAGUGGAGCGUCCGCAUUGACCACGAUGAGGCAGAGAUUUCUUCUCAGUUCCGCGAGUGGUUGGAGGCAGACCCUGCGCGUAACAGCAUGGUCACGGUGGCUCAAGAGGUGACCUGUGUUCACCGGGCGCCGGUGAAGGUCGCGGGCGAUGAGAUUCAUGGCUUCCAUUUGGACAUGUCCAGUCCCAUGACGCCUUUCAGUGUGACUGGCUUCAAGAGUAUGGGCCCAGCACAAGAGGAUGGCGUGAUGGUGGGCUGGUACUUAGACGUGGACGCCUUGAUCCAAGAGGAGUCGUUCCAAGAGUUGGAAGCUCCGGAGCUCGGUCCCUGCCCGACCUGUUGGGAAGAAGCCACUGCUGAUCUGCAGUCCUUCCAAAAACGCUUGGAUUUGAUGCUCCGGGAGGCCCGGUGGGGCCUUUGUUGGUGCAACGGUCUGGACUUCAAGCUGCUACCAGGAGCUCAUGCCACCUAUGACAAAGAACCCUUUAUGCCUCUCUGCAUAUAUUUGCGGAUAGCAGAGGGAGAUGGUCUGUUGGUGACGAUCGGCUCCUUUAAGGAGGAGGGUCCCGCACAGCAGUCGGGUGCACGCGAGGGUUGGCAGCUGAAUUUGGUCGAGACCUUCAAACUGCCCUCGAACCAAAGGUCCUUCGGCCAGCUCAGCCGCCAGCAGGUCUUGGAGGAUCCAGAGGCGCUUCUGACGCUUGGCAUCGAGCUCCGCUGGGAGACGGACGGCGACGGGAGCCAUUCCGCCGAGAGCCGCUGGGGCUUCUUCGCACUGGUCACGCCGGACGAUGGCCGGACGCCGCUCGGCACUGGUCAAGCCGGAGGUCAAUGCGGACCUCGUGGGAUGGAACAGGGAUCGGGCAGGAAUGGCAGGUGUGCGUUUAUAAGGCCGUGUUUCUCCAUUUUUUUGGGGGGGUGUAGGUGUAGGGUAGGGUAG